CCGCCCCCGAACGGACUUUCUUGAAGCAACAGGAAGCGACAACCCCCGAAAAGUGUGCAGGCUGGGAGGAAAAAGAAAGCGUGGGUGGAGGUCGAACUCGUAUCGAUCGAUUGUCUUUUCUCGAUCGCGCUCUACGGACAGGCUGCACAACGUUGUGGCCGUCGCUGAUCCCUUGUGUUGUCGUCGAGGGGAACUUCGACGUGGCACCGCAUCGAAAAGCAUGUCCGACUCGUAACGCUCCAAAGGAAGCUGGCCCGGUUCUGGAGAGAGACAAAGUGCGAAACCGGUCAUGGCCCACGGCACCAGCCUCCAGUAUGAGCGAGUGGCAGAGAUAGGCGGCGGCGCUUACGGGACAGUCUAUAAGGCCCGUGAUACGAAGAGUGGUCGGUUUGUGGCUCUCAAAAGCGUACGGGUCCAGACAGACCAUAAUGGCCUGCCCAUCUCCACGGUCAGAGAGGUUGCUCUGUUAAAGCGACUGGAGCAGUUUGACCACCCCAAUGUGGUGAGGCUUAUGGACGUGUGUGCCACCCAGAGGACAGACCAGGAGACUAAAGUAACCUUAGUCUUUGAACACGUGGAGCAAGAUCUUAAAACGUACUUGGAGAAAGCGCCAGCUUCAGGGUUGACCCCUGAACGCAUCAAAGACUUGAUGAAACAGGUGCUGUGCGGUGUAGCAUUCUUGCACUCAAACCGUGUGAUGCACAGAGACCUGAAACCAGAGAAUAUUUUGGUAACCAGCCAGGGUCAGGUGAAGCUGGCUGAUUUCGGACUAGCGCGCAUGUACAGUUGCCACAUGGCCCUCACUCCCGUGGUGGUGACACUGUGGUAUCGGCCUCCUGAGGUUUUGCUGCAGUCGAGCUACGCCACACCUGUAGACAUCUGGAGCUCCGGCUGCAUCUUUGCGGAAAUGUUCAAACGCAAACCCUUGUUCUGUGGAGAAUCCGAAGUGGAUCAACUCGGGAAAAUCUUUGAAGUGAUUGGCCUGCCACCAGAGGAUGAGUGGCCAACUGGUGUUACAAUUUCAAGAAAACACUUCCCCCCUUUCUCGGCUCGCCCAAUAACUGACUUUGUUCCAGAGAUAAAUGAGCAGGGAGCGCAACUGCUGCUGGAAAUGUUAACCUUUGACCCCUGUGAUCGAAUAUCUGCCUGGAAUGCACUAGAUCAUCCAUAUUUUCGCAAUGAGGAGAUAUUGACUGAGACAUAAAGAUGAGCUGCUGCAAAAAAAUAAAAUUAAAAAAACAGCAACAAGAGACGUAACAGCCCAGCUUUGCCCACAAGAUUUUACACUCAAGGAGUCCCUCCUGUGCCCUGCGAUCUUUUUUUUUUUUUUAUUACUCCAGUGUUGAAAAAAAUUGAAAAAAGGAAUCACAUUGAAACCGAGCAAACUUGUGCUCCAUUUGUUCCUCAGCAUUUAGUUACAGGCUCCACAAAGUGACAGAAUUGACAUUUUGGUUGUGAGCAACUCUUGAGUCAAUUGAAAAUACACACCAUAACAUCAAUGACCCUCAAAGUCAUUUCGGAAAAAUCUUUGUCCUUAUUAAAUGACUGAAGAGGUGGAUUUCAAAUUCCAUUGUUGUUUGUGUGUGUGUGUGCGUGUGUGUGUGUGUGUGUGUGUGUGUGUGUGUGUGCGUGUGUGUCUGUGUAUAUACCCGCGUGUGUGUCUGUGUGUAAAAACCCUCUGGAUUCAGCCUGCACUGCAACCACAAGGGAAUAAAAACACCUUUAAUCACCAAACAA
Hippocampus zosterae (dwarf seahorse) is the source of this 1737-nucleotide messenger RNA. It is a transcript of the gene cdk4, whose product is annotated as cyclin-dependent kinase 4. Lineage: Eukaryota; Metazoa; Chordata; Actinopteri; Syngnathiformes; Syngnathidae. The transcript has 8 exons. Gene Ontology annotation, molecular function: cyclin binding; ATP binding; cyclin-dependent protein serine/threonine kinase activity. Gene Ontology annotation, biological process: G1/S transition of mitotic cell cycle; signal transduction; regulation of gene expression. Gene Ontology annotation, cellular component: cytoplasm; nucleus; cyclin-dependent protein kinase holoenzyme complex. The record is from RefSeq and is a predicted model, not a curated record. Bases 290 to 1204 code for a protein of 304 amino acids.